CGCUACACGUGAGCCGGGUACCAUAAUAACAAAGUAGAAGAAGACGGUUGAGAGCUUCUCGAAAAUGUCUGAAUACGCUGCGGCCCAGAAGAGUACCCUGAAAUUAAAAGGUGUAGGAGCCAUUUCAGCAGGAAAAAAGAAGAAGAAGGAUAAGGAGAGUAAGCGUCGCCUGGAGCAGGUCGCGAACAGUCAAAACGAUGAGGAGGAAAAAACCAAAGGAUAUGUUGACAAAAGAACGCCUGCUCAAAUAGCCUUUGACAAAAUGCAAGAGAAGAGGCAAAUGGAGAGGAUUUUGAACAAAGCAUCAAAGACACACAAACUUAGAGUCGAGGAUUUCAAUCGGCACCUGGACACCCUGACCGAGCAUUAUGAUAUUCCCAAGGUCAGCUGGACCAAAUAGAAGAGGAGCAAAUGGUCAUUUUGUUUUUUUUGUUACCGCAAAAGUCUUGCACAUCACAUUUUUGUUUGCUUGUUUUAAAAUGUCCUCAAUUGGCAUUCAGUCAUUAUGAUUUAAAUCCUGGUGUAUACAAUAAAGGACUUAGUUAACUUGUA
Messenger RNA from Perca fluviatilis (European perch), 552 nucleotides. It is a transcript of the gene fam32a, whose product is annotated as family with sequence similarity 32 member A. Lineage: Eukaryota; Metazoa; Chordata; Actinopteri; Perciformes; Percidae. The record is from RefSeq and is a predicted model, not a curated record. Gene Ontology annotation, cellular component: nucleolus. Bases 65 to 400 code for a protein of 111 amino acids. The transcript is spliced from 4 exons.